UCUAAUGCAGAGUCGCCCACGCAGUUAACAUCAGUUAAGCAAUAAGCCAAUAGGCAUUCGCAGCACGCGCACGCGCGCAGACACAAACCGCAUAAUAAGGAGGACUUCAUUCAUUGACACGCGUCAUUUCCACUCGAACUCAACUGCAUCUCUGCACGGUGCGGGUGCUUUCCUCAACCGUCGUUUGCGGAAAUGCCCGAGAGCAGCCCUCAUGGCAAGAGCACUGGCAGUUCGACGGAGGAUGUGUUUGCUGACACCUACGCGGAGAAAGGAGGUCCCGGCCCCGUCAGGACGCUGGUGUGGAGAAACAUCUGGCUCAUGGUUAUGCUGCAUGCCGGCGCUCUCUACGGAGUCUGCCUCAUCCCGACCGCUUGUGCACUCACGCUCGCCUGGACUGCCGUGUGCUUCUUCUUCAGCGCCCUGGGCGUGACGGCGGGUGCGCACAGGUUAUGGAGCCACAGAUCCUACAAGGCUUCGCCGGCCCUCAGGGUCUUCCUGGCUCUCGCAAACUCAAUGGCCUUCCAGAACGACAUUUACGAGUGGGCGAGGGACCACCGCGUCCAUCACAAAUAUUCGGAGACGGACGCUGACCCGCACAACGCAAAGCGGGGCUUCUUCUUCGCCCACGUCGGCUGGCUGCUGGUUCGCAAGCACCCCGAUGUCACGGAGAAGGGCCGAAAAGUGGAGCUGUCUGACCUGAAAGCCGAUAAAGUAGUCAUGUUCCAAAGGCGGCACUACAAGCUCUCCGUGUUGAUCCUGUGCUUCCUGGUGCCCAUGUUGGUGCCCUGGUACUUCUGGGGCGAGUCCCUCCUGGUGGGCUACUUCCUGCCCGUGUUGCUGAGGUACACCGUUGCGCUCAACGCCACCUGGCUGGUCAACAGCGCCGCGCACAUGUGGGGCAACAGGCCGUACGACCACACCAUCAACCCAAGGGAGAACAGGAUCGUCGCCUUCAGCGCCAUAGGCGAAGGCUUCCACAACUACCACCACACGUUCCCCUUCGACUACGCCACCAGCGAAUUCGGCUGCAGGCUCAACCUCACCACCGCCUUCAUCGACCUCAUGUGCUUCCUGCGCCUGGCCUGCGAGCGCCGGUCGGCAUCCAAGGAGAUGAUAGCGGCCCGCGUGCAGCGGACGGGCGACGGCAGCGUUAAAAGUGGCUGAGCCGCAACGUCGAGUACGCAUUAUUUUGAUGAUGAUGAUGAUUAUUAGGAGACACUGCGCGGUACUGACUUACUCUGAUCACUUUUCUAACAGGUCGCGUUUCGAGUAUCUGGUCAUUCAGUGCAUUGUUGUGGUGCAACGUGGUACCACAACAUUGAAGUCGCACGCCUCUUAAUUCCGACAUGCUUGUCUAUUGUAAAAAAGUCAUCUGAACCAACUCGCUUCACGUUUGUCGUCUUUUGGGAGAAUGAAACACAAUGAGCGCAUUGUGGUUGGAGGUAGGGAGUCAAUGGGUUUUUCUGCACACGCACGCACGGGAACCUCUCCCUUAUAUAUUUAUGCUGUUAUUUUUGAUUUAGAGAUAAUUGUUUGCCCUCAGAUAAGACUGUCAGUCAGAAAUGCACUGCUGCAAAACAUCUCGGAGUCACGUGUGGGGGGGAGGGGGGAGGGUGGGGGUCAUGUCUUACAAAGGUGAUCUACUAAUACAACCAGAAGUACAAAUCAUCCAAAUAGAAUGGUGUUGUAUCAUCAUUGCUUUCUUACAUCGAUUUGGACGUGACUCGUAAGUGAUAGUUAGACGUUUUUUUAAAGGGUUAACUGAUACAAAAAAAUGGCAGAAAUUUUCACUGAAUGUCUGUUAUAAUAAACAUAAUUUCAUACCUGAGAAAUUUGGUUACCUUACAUUUGGAAUGCUAGGAUUACCCUUUGAUGAAAUUCAUAUUA
Hippocampus comes (tiger tail seahorse) is the source of this 1887-nucleotide messenger RNA. RefSeq names its product stearoyl-CoA desaturase b (gene scdb). Gene Ontology annotation, molecular function: palmitoyl-CoA 9-desaturase activity; iron ion binding; stearoyl-CoA 9-desaturase activity. The record is from RefSeq and is a predicted model, not a curated record. Bases 193 to 1164 code for a protein of 323 amino acids. Gene Ontology annotation, biological process: unsaturated fatty acid biosynthetic process; response to fatty acid; monounsaturated fatty acid biosynthetic process. The transcript is spliced from 6 exons. Gene Ontology annotation, cellular component: endoplasmic reticulum membrane. NCBI's taxonomy places the organism in Eukaryota, Metazoa, Chordata, Actinopteri, Syngnathiformes, Syngnathidae.